CCACAGUGGCCACCUGUGCUGUAGAAAUAGGUAGAUUUUGGGUCAGUCGUCGUUGUCCACUCCUGAAACAUGGUAAUAUUGCAUGUUGCCCCAGGGCGAACUCCCCCUGUUGGUAUCUGAGGUGAUAAAGUGAAAGGGGAAAGGAAGAGAAGGUGGAGAUGGAACUGCCAAAUCAUGCCAAACAACUGCUUCUGCAGCUGAAUCAGCAACGAGCCAAAGGUUUCCUCUGCGACGUGAUCAUUGUCGUCGAAAAUGCCCUCUUUCGCGCCCACAAGAACAUCCUCGCAGCAAGCAGCAUGUAUUUCAAAUCCCUCGUCCUGCACGACAACCUGAUAAACUUAGAUACGGACAUGGUCAACCCCACCGUGUUCCGUCAGAUCUUGGACUUUAUUUAUACUGGGAAGCUCUUAAUGACUGACCAGCCUGGUGAACAGAACUUUAAUGCUCUCCUCACCGCAGCAAGCUACCUCCAACUACAUGACCUAGCAGCCCUUUGCCGAAAGAAGCUGAAACGCAACGGGAGGUCUUUGUAGCACAACGGGUGGCCGGGCGGUGCCCCUCAGAUGUCGGAGAGACCUCCACGCAGCAGUCAGAGAGGGCUUCUCCCACUGCUUCAAGCAGUCAUAACUCGUUAUUCAGGGUCAACUGAGGGAAUGAAGGGCUCUCACUCGAAGGAGAUGCCAAAGGGAAAGAUCUCAGAUGAUGAGGUCUUCAUCAGCAGUUCCAACCAAGAAAACUCUCUUGCCCUGAAUAGGGGGAUCAGUAAGAACGGCGGAGAGGGGAGCAACAGCAGUGCUAACGGGAGCAGCGGAGAUCAGGAGCUUGGCCUGGACCUAUCCAAGAAAAGCCCCUCACUCCCUACAGCGCCAUCCCUUGAUGACAUGCAGCACAGCGACAGCCUGCGUGGUUCUCCCAGACCUGCCUCAGCCCCCGCAGCCAACAGUGCCUCAUUGUUUGACGAGUCCACCGCCGGAGCCCCGCCAAACCUACGGAGCAACUGCGUAACUCCAUGGGAAAUGUAGAUUUGAGCGGUGGAGACCGCCAGUCCCACUCUCGGGGAAGGCAACCAGCGGAAGAGCAUAGUCACUCCCGCAUCGCGCAAGAAGGAGUGGAUCCAAGAAGCGAAUAGCGCCCGACCCCAGCAGGAGCGAGGCUUGAGGGGCAAGAAGGGGACGGAAGAAAGUUGCGAGGAGCUUCCCUAGCGGCAUUUUAGUAGGGUCCAUUGUGUAGCUGAGAGUCGGCAGAGCGGAAGCCGUAGUCUGGGACUGAGCACCUAUGGGACAGAGCUACCAUUUCCAUGCAAAGGCGAAGUGGAGAAAAGCGGGCAAGGAGAACGUGUGGCGAGUGGGCAGAGUGAAAGCGAGAGUGGUGGGCACACCAGCGCCAACUUCGUCUACCGGCAGGAAGGCUACGAGCCAGUGGCCUUCGGGGACAACCUCUACGUCUGCAUCCCUUGUGGAAAGGGGUUCCCUAGCUCCGAACAGCUGAACGCCCACGUGGAAACGCACACAGAGGAAGAUCUCUACAUCAAAGAAGAAGGAUCGUACGACGACAAGGAGGAGGAAGCGGAGGAUCUGUCCAAUCCCAACCAGCCCUACACCUCAGAAUCCCGGCCCUUCAAGUGUUCCGUGUGCGAGAAGAGCUACAAGGAUCCAGAUCUCUCCGACAGCCGCACGAAGAGGGAGCUCAUUGUGUAAUGGCGGCCUUUCCCUUGCAAUAUCUGUGGCAAGAUGUUCACCCAGCGGGGCACCAUGACCCGACACAUGCGCAGCCACUUGGGCCUCAAACCCUUUGCUUGCGAGGAGUGCGGGAUGCGCUUUACCCGGCAGUACCGACUGACAGAGCAUAUGCGUGUCCACUCAGGGGAAAAGCCCUACGAAUGUCAACUGUGCGGCGGGAAGUUUACCCAACAGCGCAACCUUAUCAGCCACCUCCGGAUGCAUAGCUCUCCUACAUAAGCCAAAGACUCUGCAAUGAGUUCUGAGCCCACCCGCCAUGAACAUACCUUUCCCUAGACUUGCUGCUUUAAAACAAAAUUAUAUAUAUAUAUAUAUGUGGGCCAUUCCCUUCCCUGUUCAGUCAUGGGAGGCCUCAACCAAAACAGAGCUUUAUUUCUCCCCCACCCCCCCAAAAAAACAUAAAAUCAGUCCGCAUUGAAGCUGCUGCCUCUCCCCGCAUUUUAUACUUUCUUUGCCUGAUAGAUCACAUUGUAAUCAGAAAUGCCACUAUUCAGCUAGGCUGUGUGGGGAUAUAUAGUUUAACUGUGAGCCCUGUUGUGGGGGUGUGAGAGAGGGUGUCCUUCCAGGUUGAUACGAAUCGGAAGUGUGGAGAAAAGGCCGAUCUUUGACAGAAAGAACGGGCCUGGCCACUUCUCCUCCCUCAGUUUACUUCCUUAGCACUUUGGAAUUUGCUUUACAAACUCUGCCCAAGUAUUAUUAUUAUUUUUUCUCUCCUUGCGCCUAAGAGUCGCUUCCAGUCCUGAAAGCCCACCAUGUGCCAGAAACAUGGCAACUGUCCCAAUAGCCUCACGAGACCUUAGUUCCCCUUCCUGCUCUGACUAUUGAACGUGAAGUGUUUGUCCCUGAAAGUGAUCAGCAAGGGCGUUUCUUGUCAGCAGAACGCCACUUAAGUUUUUUCAAAGUACCCCUUUCAUGAUUCUUCUUAGAAAUUUGUCAUAAAGGAAGAUAGAAGCAAUGGCUGUCAGCUGACAUAGGUAGACGUUCUGGUGGGUGGAUGUGUUUUCCUUCUCUGUUGACCUGAGAGGGCAAAAAGAUCCCACCUUUGUGAGGGGGUGUUUUGUUCUGGAGGUGUUUUUGCAUGCCGUAAAAGGAACUCUUUCAAAUUUGGAAAGCAGCGACACGUUUUUCCUUUUUUUUUUUUUUUUUUUUUUUCUGUAGCAGAGUUCAGCUUUCAGCCUGGUUUGCUCUUCUCCAAAUCCGGAAAGUUUUGCAACUUUUCCAUUUUAACCUCUUCAGCCUUAUCCAUGACUGAAUGGGGGGCUGGGUGCCCCUGGGGAAUUUCUUUCAGUGAAUAGGGGUCAUCAUCUUUCCUUUUCCUAACCCUCUCCCCACUAGAUUGGUAUGAAUAUUCUUUGCGUAGAGGUACUUGUUUUUGUUAUGAGAAAAUAAGAAUUGUUGAUGUUUCUGUAAUUGUUGGAACUGGAAGGUGUGAGGUUACUCUCUGGAGCAGGGGGCGGAGUGGGUUUUGAUUUAGGCUGGAAUUGCUACAAGUUCCUUUAGGUACCUUUUAAAAAAAAUAUUUUAUUUGCGUGCGUGCGUGUGUGUGUGUGUCUAGCUUCUCCCUCACUAAAGAACGAGAUGGUCUAAAUAGACCGGUUACUUUUGCUACCUCUUGAAUCCAUGAGAACAAUAAGGUGGUUAGUAAAAUGUUAGGCAUGGUAUUUGUUUACCCCCACCCCCCUUUGAAAUGUAAGUAAGUGUAUAAAGUAGAAAUUAAAUUAAAAAUGAAGGGAUUUUUACCACCUCCGUCCUGCCGUCAGAAAGUCAGCUAAAAUAAUUGGCCAAAGAUGAUAGCUAGAUAGAUGGGGUGUUGUUGUUUUUUUAAAGCCAGAGGUCCAAGUGAAGAGCUGUAUAAAGGGUCACUGACACACACACCAAAAUUCUGAUUUUCUAUCCAGGUAGAAUGUCUCUCUCUCUCUCUCUCUCUCUCUCUCUCUCUCUCUCUCUCUCUCUCUCUCUCUCUCUCUCUUUCUCUCUCUCUUUUACAAAAAUAACGGGGCAAAACUUAAAGAGAAAAAGAGUAGUUGUGCUGUUUCCAACUUGGUUUUGUGAACCUGGGUGCUACCGGGUGGGGGUGCGUGGGGUCAGAACUCUUUUAUCCUUGGCUUUCCCAAAGGCAUCUGGCUUAGUAUGCCAUCACUGGAUAGAAUGAAAGAAUCCUCCUGUGUCAGGCAACGUUACUAGAAUCCAGAGUGCAAUAUGGGGUGGAAACCAAGCCAAAGUGUUUCAUAUCCUCCCUGUGGUUGCUUUAUGUGGGGAUAAUCUUAGAUUUUUUUUCUGCAGGAAACCUUGCCUGCAGGAA
Sphaerodactylus townsendi is the source of this 4041-nucleotide messenger RNA. RefSeq names its product HIC ZBTB transcriptional repressor 2 (gene HIC2). Gene Ontology annotation, cellular component: nucleus. NCBI's taxonomy places the organism in Eukaryota, Metazoa, Chordata, Lepidosauria, Squamata, Sphaerodactylidae. Gene Ontology annotation, molecular function: protein binding; DNA-binding transcription factor activity, RNA polymerase II-specific; RNA polymerase II cis-regulatory region sequence-specific DNA binding. The record is from RefSeq and is a predicted model, not a curated record. Gene Ontology annotation, biological process: regulation of transcription by RNA polymerase II.